Molecule: messenger RNA, 2522 nt
Organism: Elgaria multicarinata webbii
Lineage: Eukaryota; Metazoa; Chordata; Lepidosauria; Squamata; Anguidae
Gene: IRF2
Product: interferon regulatory factor 2
Exons: 9
Coding region: 351-1478 (375 amino acids)
Biological process (GO): immune system process; regulation of transcription by RNA polymerase II
Cellular component (GO): nucleus
Molecular function (GO): RNA polymerase II cis-regulatory region sequence-specific DNA binding; DNA-binding transcription factor activity, RNA polymerase II-specific
Source: RefSeq, a predicted model, not a curated record
GGAAGGGAUCGGCUGGAAGGAUGGGUUUCUCUUUCUGGCCCCGAAACGUACGAUUUACUUGGAGGGAUGAGGGAUGAUGAAAAAUGUCAGCAGCAGAAACAAAGGCGAGGAGCGAUUAUGUUUCCCCACCGCCACCAAGCCUUUAGCUUUGACGGGGUAGCAGGGAGCAGAUCCGCUGGAUUUCGGAGUACGGAAUAAUAACUAUCAGACUAUAAAAGAGCCAAGACAGAUCCCACUGGGGGAAUGUGAAAGAAGCAACUUUAUUUAACUCCAGCGGAGGUUACGACAGGAGAGCUAAUGGAGUUGCUGAACUGGACACUUGUUGUUUUCGAUCCCGGGAUCCGCUGGCGAUGCGGAUAUUCAUUCUCGCAGCUGAUCUUCAGCCUCUUCGCGGGUGUGGAAUAAAAGUAGAAGAAACAAUGCCAGUGGAAAGAAUGCGGAUGCGGCCAUGGCUAGAGGAACAAAUAAAUUCAAAUAAAAUUCCAGGCCUGAAAUGGCUAAAUGAGGAAAAGAAGAUUUUUCAGAUUCCUUGGAUGCACGCUGCACGUCAUGGGUGGGAUGUAGAAAAAGAUGCCCCUUUAUUUAGGAACUGGGCCAUUCACACAGGAAAGUACCAGCCAGGAGUUGAUAAAGCAGAUCCAAAGACAUGGAAGGCAAAUUUUCGUUGUGCCAUGAACUCCUUACCUGAUAUUGAAGAAGUCAAAGACAAAAGCAUAAAGAAAGGAAACAAUGCCUUCAGAGUAUACCGGAUGCUGCCAAUAUCCGAGAGGCCUUCUAAGAAAGGAAAGAAACCCAAGCCAGACAAGGAAGACAAAGUGAAACAAAUUAAGCAAGAACCAGAGGAGUCAUCUUAUGAACUGAGUAAUGGAACAAGUCAGGGGUUUUCCGAUUACUGCUUAUCUUCCACAAUAAAAACUGAAGUCGACAGUACAAUAAACAUUGUAGUCGUAGGAGAUACACCCUUUGAGGUUGGUCCUGGGGAUCAUAUGAUUGUUCCCAAUCCUCCUGAUGUUUGCCAAGUUGUAGAGGUGACAACAGAGUGUGAUGACCAGCCCAGCAGUAUGAGUCAACUAUAUCCACUACAGAUCUCCCCUGUUUCCUCCUAUGUAGAAAGUGAAACGACAGAUAGCAUCCCAAGCGAUGAAGAAAACGCACAGGGUCAGCUUCAUUGGCAAAAGGAAAACAUUGGCGGCAAGCAAUACUAUAGCAACUUGGGGACAAGGAACUCCCCUUAUCCACUUCCCGGCAUGGCUACCUUUGUGACUUCUAACAAACCUGACCUCCAGGUCACCAUCAAAGAAGAAAACUACCCUCUGCCUUACAACAGCACGUGGCCUUCUUUCUCAGAGUUCCCUCUCCAACAAAUCAUGUGUUCAGCUUCUACCAGUUACAGCAGCAGGCCGCCAGAUCAUGAGAACCGGGCAAGCGUUAUCAAGAAAACAUCAGAUAUUACUCAGUCAAGGGUCAAGAGCAGUUAAGCCAUGAGUGCUAUGUUCUUGGCAGAUCUUGUGUUAUGGCUUUGACAGACACAUCUAAAGUACAUUCAACAAAUAUAAGGAAAAAGCCUUGAUAAUGCAAAACAGGACUGUGUCCAACUCCAGUACUGGAGCAUUUUAAACUCAGGACUCCAGCCAUCAGAAUGUAGACAUGAAGCAAGUUCGGAGUUCCAAGGUUACAGCCCUAGGAAAGAAGGCCCAGGUUGGUAUGUUCCGGAGCUUCAUCAAGAGGACCAACAGCACCUCCAACGGAGUUGCUACACUUCUUGUAGUCAAGGCCAUAAUGGAACUGAAAACCUUGGAAUGGAAGAGAAAAUGUGAACUAGCUGGAUUAUUUUUUUUUUCAGAAUCUAUUGUGAAUAUGUAUAUAGUGCAGUACUAGCAAUAUUGCAGUCUGCUUUCGCACCUUAUUAAAAAAAAAAGCACUUGCAAAGAAGGCCUUUCGUUAUCUUGCUCUAAUUAAUGGCACACUCCCACACCCAAUGUUGUUCUUUCCCAAGGCUCAGCUGGCUAAUGUAGCCUUGGACUAUGGAAAAAUGAAUUAAAUAGGAAGGUAAAAUCUUCCGAUGUACAUUUCACAGAUUGUUUUUAAGAGUGCUUGUCUUAUACGUGUCUAAUCUGCUAUGCUUGAAAGCUGUGUGGUACAAUAGAAGAAAAUCUAUUACAGAUAUAUUAUGCAAAUUCCCAGGUUUUAAAGAGAGAGAGAAAAUACUCUAAUUCUAACCAGAGUAAGCUUUUUUAUUUUUUUAUACAGUGGAAUAUUUUAUUCUAAGUAAAAUUCUAAAGUGAAUAUAAUUGUUUCAGGUUUUUUAUCUUUUCUACAGCAAAUUUAUAAUUUUACAAUUCAGUGUCUUGGUUGUCAGCAACAAUUACAUCUUUGUGACACAAUUUUCUUUCAUUUCUCCCUCUGUUUUUUUUUUUAAACAAUUUGUAACAGUGAAAUAGCUUUUAAUGAAUUUUAUGUAGCAAUCAAACUAUCCUGUGGAUUGAUAAUAAAUAUUAUAUAUAGUUAAGUUUUUAAACAAA